This is a messenger RNA of Aspergillus oryzae RIB40, 579 nucleotides long. RefSeq lists its product as uncharacterized. Lineage: Eukaryota; Fungi; Ascomycota; Eurotiomycetes; Eurotiales; Aspergillaceae. The record is from RefSeq and is a predicted model, not a curated record. The coding region runs from base 1 to 579 and encodes 192 amino acids. The transcript is spliced from 2 exons.
AUGUGUCUCUUUACGUUUGUCGGUAAUCCAACCUCCGUCAUCUUGGCCAAGGAAACACCACAGAUUCGUCAUUUCAAGAUCGGACCGUUGACUGGGCGAUUCAACUCGGAGUUAUACCUACAUCCCAAUGCCAUACGCAUUGCUUCCGACAUUGGGAUGUUCGACCAUGGUCUCGGGAAUCUUGAUCUCCCGAACGUCCCCUUUCAGCUGGGUGAAACAUUUGACCUCAUCCAUAUACGUGGCCUUGUCGGCAUUCGCAGGGCAUUCGACAACUGGGAAUUCAUCUAUGAACAAGCAUUCGAACAACUUUCACUGAGGGGUCCAUUCACAGACACAGAUCCUGAGGGCGGCACUGUGACAUACCCUAAUUCUGACGCGUAUGUCGGGAUUUUCUCGUCCGUUUUACACUCUAUCGCCGAAGAGGCUGGAUACCUGCACGAUCUGAGCCACCUGCAACCCGGUGUGCUUCGUGCGGCAGGAUCCUCGUCAAAAGACGUUAGGCGAAAUGGUCCUGAUCGCUGCCUUGGAAAAGCCGGAAUAUUAUACCCUGUGGAGCUCUUGAUGAUUAGAAGUCUCUGA